CCGCCGCCGCUGCCGGUUACGCCAGCUCCGCCGCCGCCCGCUCUGAUUCUGCGCAUAGGCAGCCCCCAAGCCUGUCAUUCUGCAAAAACACAGUUUACUCAACACACCACACACACACACACUCGCACACACACGCGCGCACACACGCGCACCCUAGCCCCCCGCGCACACGCACGGAGGGCGCGAGCGAGGAGCCGACGCGCACACCCGGCGAGCCAAGUUCCGCAGCCUGGCAUGGCUUCUGGGGACCUUUACGAGGUCGAAAGGAUUGUAGACAAGAGAAAGAACAAGAAAGGAAAAUGGGAGUACCUCAUCCGAUGGAAAGGCUACGGGAGCACAGAGGACACGUGGGAGCCAGAGCACCAUCUGCUGCACUGUGAGGAGUUUAUCGAUGAAUUCAACGGGCUGCACGUGUCCAAGGACAAGAGGAUCAAGUCAGGGAAGCAGGCCAGCGCCUCCAAGCUCCUGCGCGACAGCCGAGGCCCAUCGGUGGAGAAACUCUCCAGUAGACCUUCAGAAUCUGGUAAGAGCAAGGGGACUUCUCAUAAACGGAAGCGAAUCAACCCUUCCCUGUCCAAGCCGAAGAAAGGGUAUCCAGCCAAGCCCCCUGCGGCAGGCGACAGGGCCGCCAAGACGGUGUCUUACAGGACUACCCCCAGUGGUUUGCAAAUUAUGCCCCUGAAAAAGGCUCAAAAUGGAAUGGAAAAUGGGGACACUGGAUCCGAGAAGGACGAGAGGCACUUUGGAAACGGGUCCCACCAGCCCGGCUUGGAUUUGAAUGACAUUGGCGAGCAAGACCUGGGCGAGUGUGAUAUUACCCAUGCGGCACUGGCAGAGAACGGGCUCGGCUCUGCUCUGACCAACGGGGGAUUGAACAUGCACAGCUCGGUGAAGAGGAAGCUGGACACGGAGAAGGACUACGUCUUUGACAAGAGGCUCAGGUACAGCGUCCGCCAGAAUGAAAGCAACUGUCGGUUUCGGGACAUUGUCGUGCGGAAGGAAGAGGGGUUCACACACAUCCUGCUGUCCAGUCAGACCUCAGACAACAACGCGCUGACCCCCGAGAUCAUGAAGGAGGUCCGGCGAGCUCUCUGCAACGCGGCCACAGAUGACAGCAAACUGCUACUCCUCAGUGCGGUGGGCAGCGUGUUCUGCAGCGGCCUGGAUUACUCCUACCUAAUUGGCCGGUUGUCCAGUGACCGGCGAAAGGAGAGCACCCGCAUUGCAGAAUCCAUCAGGGACUUUGUGAAGGCCUUUAUCCAGUUUAAGAAGCCCAUCGUGGUGGCAAUCAACGGGCCCGCCCUGGGCCUGGGUGCCUCCAUCCUGCCCCUCUGCGACAUCGUGUGGGCCAGCGAGAAGGCCUGGUUUCAGACCCCCUAUGCCACCAUCCGCCUCACGCCCGCCGGCUGCUCCUCGUACACCUUCCCCCAGAUCCUGGGUGUCGCGCUGGCCAAUGAGAUGCUCUUCUGUGGGCGGAAGCUCACUGCCCAGGAGGCUUGCAGUAGAGGACUGGUGUCCCAGGUCUUCUGGCCAACGACGUUCAGCCAGGAGGUCAUGCUGCGCGUCAAGGAGAUGGCGUCCUGCAGUGCACUGGUACUGGAGGAGUCGAAAUGCCUUGUCCGCAGCUUCCUGAAAUCGGUGCUUGAAGAUGUGAAUGAGAAAGAAUGCCUCAUGCUGAAGCAGCUCUGGAGUUCCUCCAAAGGCCUGGAUUCCCUGUUCAGCUACCUGCAGGACAAAAUUUACGAAGUCUAAAGGGCCCUGGCUCACUUGCCACAAUGAUCAAGGGCACUUGACUUCCAGCUUUGCCCUGUGUUUCAGAAAUCGGAGCCCAGUGUAAGCCCGGCCAAGGAGUUUGUCAAGGUGUCUCUAUACCUAGGGUUGUGUAAAUUUCUUUGUUUGUGUUGGUUGUUCUUCAUUGGUUUGACUUUGUGUAACAGAUGGGAAACGCAGUAUACUUGGCCUCCCCAGUGUCCCUACCCCCCUGGCUAGAGAGCUAUGAGGGCUAUAUCUUCCCAGGCCUCUGCCAGGUACUGUUCUGUCCCCACUUGUUGAAAUGCACCAUCCAAGUCCAGGAAGGGGAAGACCAGUUUCCCCAUUUUUCUGACUCAGACUGCGUCUGCACAGUGCCUCUUCUGGAGACUGGGCCAGCAUGCUCGUUCUGGUUAAGUGCAGAUCAGGGGAAGGGAGACGGUCCAUCUUAGGGAAUUUCCAGACUGAAGAGCAAAACAAUUGUGUAGAGCCAGCCUCAGUCUCCUCUCUGAUGCAAAUCUGUAUAACUUUUAGGGCUUGGUCUUAAAAUCCACCCGAGUG
Messenger RNA from Eptesicus fuscus (big brown bat), 2310 nucleotides. It is a transcript of the gene CDYL2, whose product is annotated as chromodomain Y like 2. Gene Ontology annotation, molecular function: transcription corepressor activity. The transcript has 7 exons. The coding region runs from base 235 to 1752 and encodes 505 amino acids. The record is from RefSeq and is a predicted model, not a curated record. Gene Ontology annotation, cellular component: nucleus. NCBI's taxonomy places the organism in Eukaryota, Metazoa, Chordata, Mammalia, Chiroptera, Vespertilionidae.